UCCACUGGGACAGCUAGGGGAACUUGAUCCAACUCUCCUAACACUUCAACAUUGGGAUUCACAGGGGGAGCAUAGACAUCUCCCCUCCUUAUGCUAAUCCAGAGCCCCAAAGAAGAUAGACAGUGGAUCGUGGCUGACAAGAGACCACAAAAAAAACAAGAAAAUGAAGAAGAUGAAGGACCCGAUAAAGGGGAAGUAGCUGGAGUUGAAAAGGAUGCUCAUGACCAAGGCAGAAAUUGACAGACUGCUUGCCAAACCCCAACCCCAUCCGCCCAUUAAGUACCCAAUCGUGAGUGGGGGCGGGGGAGUCUGGAGUUGGAGCGUCACAAUCAAGGUAACUGGUAAAAACAGCAUAAGAUGUCUCUGAAGGUAGGUACCCUAAACAUGUGCAGCUUGGCCAAAGACAGAGAGAACUGAGGUUAGCAGACUUGCCUUCAGGACAGGAGGCAAAUCUGAAGGCAGGAGGAUGGUGGGUGAGGGAGGAGGAGGGCUACAAGAGCAUUGCUGUGUCAGUAAUAAAACAAGACAAUGAAAUAACAAUCGAACGUGAGUCACAAUCAAACCACUGGGUUAUCAAUGUACGUACAGCAAAGCCUCAAUCCCCUCAAAGGAAAGCAACGAUUUGACAAAGGACCUUCUGCUCCAUUAGAGAGAGACAGAGAAGAGAACCAUAGUCAUGGCCUUCACUGGGCAGUAUGAACUGGAGAGUCAGGAGAACUUUGAACCAUUUAUGAGAGCUAUUGGUCUCUCAAAUGAAGACAUUGAGCAAACUAAGGCCAUUGGCUGGGUGACCGAUAUCAUCCAAGAAGGCGACCAUUUCAAAAUGAUCACCUCAUUAAGCAACAGGCAACACGUCAACGAGUUUACUCUGGGGAAAGAGGCAAUGAUUCAUACCUUCACUGGAAAAAAGUUCAAGUAGUGCCACGGGAUCUUUAACAUCCGCCUGAACAGGCAGAGGGUACCUUGUCUCAUCCGAAUGACGGCACCUCUGUUAAUGCAGCUUUCCCCCAGCACUGCAUUGGAGUGUUAGCCUAAACUACAGGAGUUCCAAAUGGAGCUAGUUUGGGACUUGAGCCCACAACCUUCUGAAUCAGGGGCGAGAGCGCAAUCGACUGAGCCAGAUUGACACCUGAGAAACAUUAAGAAAUGUUAUUGUAACGAAACAAAAUGAUGAAGCGUUGCAUAGUUGUGUUAAGGCUGAGACCAGGUGAACUUAUAGACCUCAAACAGAUCUGUACCAAGGUGGAUGGGGAAGUGGGGAUAAAUAAUACAAAUAAUAAAUAAUAUUCCUUAUAUUUGAUGUUGAACAAUUCCAAGU
Callorhinchus milii (elephant shark) is the source of this 1318-nucleotide messenger RNA. RefSeq names its product fatty acid-binding protein, liver-like. The transcript is spliced from 3 exons. Gene Ontology annotation, cellular component: nucleus; cytosol. Bases 677 to 919 code for a protein of 80 amino acids. Lineage: Eukaryota; Metazoa; Chordata; Chondrichthyes; Chimaeriformes; Callorhinchidae. The record is from RefSeq and is a predicted model, not a curated record. Gene Ontology annotation, molecular function: fatty acid binding. Gene Ontology annotation, biological process: fatty acid transport.